AUGAAGAUAACUGGGUCCUUUAUCACCCUGCUAUCCUUUGUGGUUCUGAGCUAUGGACAAAGUUCAAUUUUUUUGCUGGAAUCGGAAUGCGGAACCAUCAAACGAGGUCCUCGGGAAAGAAUAGUGAAUGGAAACAUGGCAGAUAUCCCAGAACAUCCAUGGAUGGCACACAUUCUUACUAAAAAUAAGUACUUUGUACUCACUGCUGCGCAUUGCGAUUUGCUUGUGUAUGGGACUACUGUUACCCUUGGCAAGUUCGAUGCUUCGCGGCCCAGUGUACAUGGCAUCCAACUUGGUCUUGCUGAAGUUAUACGACAUCCAGCUUACAUCGAUGGAGAAACUCCCAAGAAUGAUAUAGCCCUGUUACGGCUGGCCAGGCUGGUCUCCUUUUCGGACUACAUCAAGCCCAUCUGCCUGACGAACUACCAAAAUCUCUUGUAUUUAGACUCAUCCCUUACUGCUUCAGGUUGGGGUCUUACGGAAAAGGGGGUUUUGAGCAAUGUCCUGAUGAGAACCCAAUUGGGGCUCAAGGAUCGCCACGAUUGCUCCUCAAAAUUCGGACGCCUGACCUCGUACCAGAUCUGUGCCGGAAGCUCAAGGUCCGAUACGUGUCAAGGAGACUCGGGAGGGCCACUCACGGGAUUUUAUUAUCUGGGCGGCCAGUAUAGAGUGGCUCAGCUGGGAAUUGUCAGCUUCGGGGACACCGACUGCAAGGGUCUCGGGAUUUAUACCAAUGUUAUGCAUUUUUUUGACUGGAUAGCUGAAAACAUUAUUCGACGCGAGUCUCAAGUCAGGCCAGCUCCAACUCAAAGGCCCAAAUACGUUCCUGACAGCCCUCGUGUUGCCAUCGCUCUACUUAGUCAAGCCUUCAAUAUGAAGGUCAUCGGAGUUCUCAGCAUCCUGCUGUCCUGUGCGAUCCUGGGAUAUGGACAAAAUUCUGUUUCACUCCUUGAACCCAAUUGCGGAACUCCGAUUUCAUCAUCGAGGAGGAGAGCAACUAGCAAAAGUUACGAAGCAACGAUCCAAAUAGUCGGAGGCCUGACAGCCGAUAGUUACGGAAAUCCAUGGAUGGCAUAUAUCACCAACGCCACGUCGGCGUGUGGCGGCUCCCUUAUCACAAACCGCUUUGUGCUCAGUGCUGCUCAUUGCAUCAGUGAACCUCCAUCUCCAACGACGGUUUACUUGGGCCAGUUCGAUAUGUCUCACAGCACUCCAAAUGGCAUUCAAGUUUCCGCCAAUAAACAAAUACGUCAUCCGCAUUACUUAAAAACUAAGCAAGACAUCAAGAAUGAUAUAGCCCUGUUUCGGCUGGCCAGGACAGUGCAAUAUACAGCUACCCCUUUUCUCGCAGACUAUAUCAGACCCAUCUGUAUACCAACCAACUUUAGUCCCUUGGAUCAGACUACGCAUCUGACUGCCACUGGCUGGGGUGUAACGGAAUACGGAGUUCCGAGCAAUGUGCUGAAGACAACCACCUUGACACAGUACCCUCGCGGGACUUGCUCCUCAGUUUUCAAAAAUACCGUGGAUACAUCUCAGAUCUGUGCCGCAUCCCCGAGCUCGGCUACUUGCAGCGGAGAUUCAGGAGGCCCCAUCACAUCCGUUUAUCCCAUCAACGGCAGAAAUCGCGUCAUUCAGCUGGGAAUUGUCAGUUACGGAGUCAAAUACUGCAACAUGGUGGGGGUCUAUACGAAUGUGAUGUACUAUAUGGGCUGGAUCGGGACUAUCAUUCAACAGGACAGAUAUCAACACACACCAGCACCAACCCAGAGCCCGUCAGAUAGUAAUAGUAAUAAUAAUGAUAACAAGCCCAAUCAUCCUAAUUACCCUCCUCCUCCUCCUCCUCCUCCUAGUUACCCACCUCCUCCUCCGCCUCCUAAUCACCGUCCCCCUUCGUACGGUAUUCCCUAUCCUCCCAAUAACUAUAUUCCCAAUGGCAAUUAUCCGAGUUAUAAAUAUCCAAAUGUCAUUUAUGGUUAAUUAAAAAAA
Drosophila kikkawai is the source of this 1989-nucleotide messenger RNA. The record is from RefSeq and is a predicted model, not a curated record. NCBI's taxonomy places the organism in Eukaryota, Metazoa, Arthropoda, Insecta, Diptera, Drosophilidae.